This is a messenger RNA of Formica exsecta, 1332 nucleotides long. RefSeq lists its product as uncharacterized. NCBI's taxonomy places the organism in Eukaryota, Metazoa, Arthropoda, Insecta, Hymenoptera, Formicidae. The record is from RefSeq and is a predicted model, not a curated record. Gene Ontology annotation, molecular function: sequence-specific DNA binding. Bases 61 to 963 code for a protein of 300 amino acids. The transcript has 6 exons.
UUUGCAAAAGUGUGUGCUCCCCGUUUAUCAUCCGUCCUUUGAUGCAACAUAUGCAGAAUCAUGCCGACUUGUUGCAUCAAAAAUUGUAAAAGUCGCACCGGUGGAGCUACGAAAACGAAAGACAUCAAAUUUUUUCCAUUCCCGCAAAAUCCUGCAUUAAAAAAGAAAUGGUUCGAAGCUUGCCACCGAGAAGAAGAAAAUUUAAACGUGAACAGCGCAAGAAUAUGUGAGCUACAUUUCUCUUCGGACUGCAUGGAAAAGAAAUGGACAAAGCCACGUACGCCGAAUACCAAGGCUCGAUUAAUGAAUCGAUUGAAGACUGGUUCGAUUCCAACGCAAUUGCUCGAUUUACCAAAGCAAGAUACAAAUAGAAUUAACAGGUGCAGUACAUUGGAAGGUGAUGAAACAGAACCCAUGACGAAAAACAUCUGUCGUACUGGAAUCCCAACGUACGAAGAACUUGUAGCUUGUGCGAGAAAUAAUAUUGUCAAGAGGCAUGCCACAUCUGCCGAAACUUCCACACAUAUGGAAUGUAACAGAAAAUGUACAGAAAGCUCACCGUUAGGAUGGAACCAUGUAGAUGUGCGUGAACCGGAAACGGAAAUUGAAAAGCUCCAACGGCGCUUGAAGGAAGCUGAAGAAAGAAAUAGGCUACUGUUAUUGGAAAAUAAGCAGCUUAGAAAAGCAUGGGAAAUGAAAUCCAAUGAUCUUGAAGCCAUGAAGAAAAAUGAACAAAGAAUUGGCCAGGAUACUGCUGCUGAUAUAUUACAUGCCGUAUUUACACCGGGCCAAGUAAAAAAAUUGAUGGCGCCGAACGCUAAGAGAAUUAAAUGGUCAGCAGAUGACAUUUCUUCUGCUAUUGCCGUUCGGUCAUUGAGUGGUAAAACGUACAAAUAUUUACGUGAAGUUAAGCAGUUACCGCUACUUUGCGAGUCCACUCUGCGGAAUUGGGCAGCAUCAUAGAUAUCCACACUUAGGAGUUCCAACGCAUACAUUAAUUCCGUCGGGUGACUGGCUGUCUUGUAUAUCAAAAGGAAAUUGUAUUCAACUUUCAAAAGAUUUUGAAAAUAUAGGAAAAAUUAUGAAUGCUGAAUUCUUAGCAUUCCAUGGUAAUGGACUCUCGAGGAAAUCUCUUAUUUUCGACAGAGUAACGGACCGCGUGUUGAAAAAAAUAAAUAAUUCUCUGCCAAGGAAUGUGUUAGCAUGUCUAGUUCGAACAAGAACAUACAUUCGAUUAAGGCACAUGAAUUUAGAAAUAAAAAGAAAGAAUACUGCUAAAAAAGUCGGGAAAAAAACAAAACAUAUAUGCAAUAAAGUUUAUAUUUAAAUUGA